Aegilops tauschii subsp. strangulata is the source of this 1131-nucleotide messenger RNA. Lineage: Eukaryota; Viridiplantae; Streptophyta; Magnoliopsida; Poales; Poaceae. The record is from RefSeq and is a predicted model, not a curated record.
AUGGCAUCCACGCCGCUCGCCCCCACGGGGCAGAAGCUGCUGGCCCACCGAGGCGGCAGCCGGCUUCGUGAGUUGUUCCCCGAGGAGCGCCCGUCGCGCGACGGCUUCGAGGUAUUAGAGGGGCUCCUCACGUGCAACCCCGGUGCUACAUCUAGAAGCAACCCGAUGGUCCGAGAGACAAGCAAAGAACCGACUACUAGCAGCAUAGGGGGGAGAGAAAGCUUCUUUGAUCAUUCAGUCAGUGAGCCAGCAAGUCCAGAAAUAGGAGGAGAGAAUGCUGAACAGGGAGACAAAAACACCAAGGCAUACUCCACACCGAAACCUCCUGAGGAAGCUUAUGAUCACUACAAGCAAUAUGCACUGAGACAUGGGUUUGGAAUGAGACUGGAAUACAGAAAAACAAUUAAAGACGAUACUGUAAGCAGAGUCCUCUUGGGUUGUGGGAAAUAUGGCAAGCCAAAAACAAACAAGGAGGAGACAGAGGAUGUGCAGGACCCAAAAGGCAUCAUGAAGAGGAAAAGAGGGAAGGUUGUGAGGUCGGGAUGUCCAGCCCACCUUUACAUCACCCACACGGAUGCGUGGUGGAGAGUCAAACGCUUCAACGACGAACACAACCACCCUCUAAUAAGAAAGCUGUCCUUGACAAAGUUCCUAUCAUCACAUAGGAACAUUCCAAAAGAUGAGCAGGACUUCUUGAAGAUAUUGCACGGAUGCAACAUAGAGACAACAAGACAGAUGCAACUAAUGUCAUGGUUCUACGGGAAUCCUAAAGAUGUACCAUACACAACAAAGGACAUCGCAAACCAGCGAGCUAAAUUCCGGAUGGAGUACCGCCAUGCUGAUGUGGGGAGCACAAUCUCGUACUUCCAAGAUAUGAAGGCACAAGAUCCAGAUUUCUAUUGGAGAAUAAAGCUUGAUGAUGAGGACAGAGUGGAAAAUUUAUUCUGGAUAGAUGGUGCGUCACGCAGGGCAUAUGCUAGAUACAAUGAUGUCAUCUCAUUCGACACAACAUACAUGAUAAACAUGUACAAAAUGCCUUGUGCGCCUUUCAUUGGCAUUAAUAACCAUGGGCAGUCAAUCCAGUUUGGUUGUGGGUUUGUUCGAAACGAACUAGCUGGUAACUUUGUGUGA